AUGGCAACAACCCAUUUCUUCCCCCAAGAUAUCAUCACCGACAUUCUCAAACGCCUCCUUGUGAAAUCCCUAAUCCGGUUUCAAUGUGUCUGCAAGCAUUGGAGACAUCUCCUCAAAACCCCAUCUUUCGUUGCUGAAAAUCUCCGCCACUCCACUCAUCAAAACUCUGUACUCCUUUUCCAAGGUUAUCGUCUGUUUGAUCCUUCGGGUUGGUGUUUUCUGGAUCAUGAGAUGCAAGUUCAAAGCGCGCCUGAAAUCGGUUCCUUGUUGGGUGUUAGGAUUGUCGGUGCUAUUAAUGGCUUGCUCUGUUUCCGACCCGAUAAUGCAUCAAUUUUCUUAUGGAAUCCAGCUAUUAGACAGUUCCAUUGUUACAGGAUAGCGAGAAUUCAUGUUUCCGUGAAUAGCAGAGUUAUUAGUUCGGAAGAAUGCUUGUUAGAUACUAAUCUUGUCAAUGAAGUGCACGUAUAUUCAUUAAGCACAGGAUCAUGGAAGGGAAUAGAAUUUGGGAACUUAAAUGGUGUAUCCCUUAUGUCUAACGGUUUGCAUGCUAUUGGAUCCAUCUUUUGGUUUGGGUUUAUGCUAAACGUGGGGGAGGAGGAUGAAAAUGAUGGUCAUUUGGUAGUUUCAUUUGACAUUGCAACAGAAGUGUUUACUUUGAUACCAUUACCUACUUCAGCUCCUAAAUCGUAUCGCAAUAGGCUUUCCGUGCACGAGAAUAAACUUGCUAUGCUUUCUCACACUCCUGUUGGAAACUCUGAAUCUUCUGUGAUUGAUUUGUGGGUGAUGGAGGAGGGAACAGGUGUAUCUGGGGAAAGAUGGAAUUGGACUAAGAAAUAUAGUAGCCGCCCCUACCCGUUCUUGUUAAAUCCAGGGUCCAUUUGGAGGAAUGAAAUCGUCUGCAUUUUUUUAUGGAUUGGAACUGAACGUGAAAGGAAUAGAAGUAAAGGAAAAGUUGUUCUGUUCAAUAUCACCGCUAAUAAAAUUAAGAUGCUUGCUACUCCGAAAUAUGGUGAUGGCGAUGGUUUGUUUUUCAAUUAUGUGGAAAGUCUUGUACCAGUUGGCAACGACCACAUUGAAGAGUUUGAUCCUAGAUCUUAA
Messenger RNA from Prosopis cineraria, 1098 nucleotides. RefSeq names its product F-box/kelch-repeat protein At3g23880-like. Lineage: Eukaryota; Viridiplantae; Streptophyta; Magnoliopsida; Fabales; Fabaceae. The transcript is spliced from 2 exons. The coding region runs from base 1 to 1098 and encodes 365 amino acids. The record is from RefSeq and is a predicted model, not a curated record. Gene Ontology annotation, molecular function: protein binding.